Molecule: messenger RNA, 3015 nt
Organism: Melopsittacus undulatus (budgerigar)
Lineage: Eukaryota; Metazoa; Chordata; Aves; Psittaciformes; Psittaculidae
Gene: ATP4A
Product: ATPase H+/K+ transporting subunit alpha
Exons: 22
Coding region: 1-3015 (1004 amino acids)
Biological process (GO): intracellular sodium ion homeostasis; proton transmembrane transport; intracellular potassium ion homeostasis
Cellular component (GO): plasma membrane
Molecular function (GO): P-type sodium:potassium-exchanging transporter activity; P-type potassium:proton transporter activity; ATP hydrolysis activity
Source: RefSeq, a predicted model, not a curated record
AUGUCCCCUAAGGGCAAAGCCGCAGGGAAGGGCAGAGGCCGCAGGGAGAAACUGGAGGACAUGAAGAAGGAGAUGGACAUGGAUGACCACAAGCUGGACCUCAAGGACCUGGAGAUCAAAUACAGCACAAGUGUCACCAAGGGCCUGUCCCCCCCCGCAGCCUCCGAGCGCCUGCUCCGGGACGGCCCCAACGAGCUCCGUCCCCCCAAGGGGACCCCCGAGUGGCUCAAGUUCGGGCGGCAGCUGGCGGGAGGCCUCCAGUGCCUCAUGUGGGUCGCGGCCCUCAUCUGCCUCAUUGCCUAUGGGGUGCAGGAGGGCGAGGGCCAGCGCGGCAGCGCCGACAACCUGUACUUGGCCGUUGCCCUCAUCGCUGUUGUCAUGGUAACCGGAUGCUUCGGGUACUACCAGGAGUUCAAGAGCACCAACAUCAUUGCCAGCUUCAAGAACCUGGUGCCGCAGCAAGCCACAGUGAUCCGGGAUGGAGAGAAGCUCCAGGUUAAUGCCAAUGAGCUGGUGGUUGGAGACCUGGUGGAGAUCAAGGGGGGAGACAGAGUCCCUGCUGACAUCAGGGUGAUCAUGGCACAGGGAUGUAAGGUGGAUAACUCAUCCCUGACGGGGGAGUCGGAGCCUCAGACCAGGUCCCCUGAGUGCAGCCAUGAGUCCCCCCUGGAGACCAGGAACAUUGCCUUCUUCUCCACCAUGUGCCUGGAGGGCACAGCCCUGGGCACCGUGAUCAACACCGGUGACCGCACCAUCAUCGGCCGCAUCGCCAGCCUGGCCUCUGGGGUGGACAACGAGCAGACCCCAAUAGCCAUCGAGAUCGAGCACUUCGUGGACAUCAUUGCUGGCCUGGCCAUCCUCUUUGGGGCCACCUUCUUUGUGGUGGCCAUGCUCAUUGGGUACCCCUUCCUUAGGGCUAUGGUCUUCUUCAUGGCCAUCGUGGUGGCCUAUGUGCCCGAGGGGCUGCUGGCCACUGUCACGGUGUGCCUGUCGCUGACGGCCAAGCGCCUGGCCCGCAAGAACUGUGUGGUGAAGAACCUGGAGGCCGUGGAGACCUUGGGCUCCACCUCCACCAUCUGCUCCGACAAGACUGGGACCCUGACCCAGAACAGGAUGACUGUGGCUCACCUCUGGUUCGAUAACCACAUCCACAGCGCGGACACCACCGAGGACCAGUCUGGGCAGAGCUUCGACCAGUCCUCAGAGACCUGGACCAUGCUGAGCCGCGUCAUUGCCCUCUGCAAUAGGGCCCAGUUCAAGCCAGGCCAGGACAACGUCCCUAUAGCCAAGCGUGACGUCAUCGGUGACGCGUCGGAGACAGCCCUGCUCAAGUUCGCGGAGGCCUCAAUGGGACCAGUGGGGACAUUGAGGGACCAGUACCCGAAGGUGCUGGAGCUGCCAUUCAACUCCAGUAACAAGUUCCAGGUGUCAGUGCACGCCGCAGGUGAGCGCCAGCUCCUGGUUCUCAAGGGGGCUCCGGAGCGGGUCCUGGAGCGCUGCAGCCACGUCCUGCUCAAGGGGCAGGACCUGCCCCUGGACCCACAGUGGACUGAGGCCUUCGAGGGAGCCUAUGCGGAGCUGGGGGGGCGGGGAGAGCGGGUGCUGGGGUUCUGCUCCCGCUGGCUCCCAGCUGGCUCCGUGGCUCCGGAUCAGGAUCCAGAGGAGCUCCCAGCUCUGGCCUCAGGUCUCUGCUUCAGUGGCCUCGUGUCCAUGAUCGACCCUCCCAGAGCCACAGUCCCACAGGCUGUGCUCAAGUGCAGGACGGCCGGGAUACGGGUGAUCAUGGUGACCGGGGAUCACCCCAUUACAGCCAAGGCCAUAGCAUCAGCUGUGGGCAUCAUAUCCGAGGGCAGUGAGACCCCCGAGGAGGUGGCAGCAAGGAUGAGGGUACCCCUGGAGCGUGUGGACCCCAGACAGGCCCGGGCACGGGUGGUGACGGGGGCAGAGCUGGCGGCCAUGACACCCCAAGACCUAGAGGGUCUGCUCCGGACUCACCCCGAGAUGGUCUUUGCUCGCACGUCCCCACAGCAGAAACUGGUCAUAGUGGAGAGCUGCCAGAGACUGGGCUCCAUUGUAGCAGUGACCGGUGAUGGGGUCAAUGACUCCCCGGCCCUAAAGAAGGCUGACAUUGGGGUCGCCAUGGGCAUCGCUGGCUCCGACGCAGCCAAGAACGCGGCUGACAUGAUCCUAUUGGAUGACAACUUCGCCUCCAUCGUCACUGGGGUCGAGCAGGGCCGCCUGAUCUUCGACAACCUCAAGAAGUCCAUUGCCUACACCCUGACCAAGAACAUCCCGGAGCUGACCCCAUAUCUGAUCUACAUCACAGCCAGCAUCCCCCUGCCCCUGGGCUGCAUCACCAUCCUCUUCAUCGAGCUCUGCACUGACAUAUUCCCCUCCGUGUCCUUGGCCUAUGAGAGGGCUGAGAGUGACAUCAUGCACCUGAAGCCACGUGACCCACGGCGAGACCGGUUGGUCAAUGAGCCCUUGGCUGCAUACUCCUACUUCCAGAUAGGCGCCAUCCAAUCAUUCGCCGGCUUCUGUGACUACUUCGUGGCCAUGGCCCAGGAGGGUUGGUGGCCAGAGCAGUGCCUGGGGCUGAGGGCGCAAUGGGAGGACCCCCACGAGCAGGAGCUGCAGGACAGCUACGGGCAGCAAUGGACCUUCUGGCAGCGCCGCUGGCAGCAGUACACCUGCUACACCGUGUUCUUCAUCAGCAUCGAGAUGUGCCAAGUGGCCGAUUGCCUCAUCCGCAAGAGCCGACGACUGUCACUGCUGCAGCAGGGGCCCUGCCGGAACCGCAUCCUGGUACUCGCCAUCGUGUUCCAGGUUUGCAUCGGCUGCUUCCUGUGCUACUGCCCUGGGAUGGCUCAUAUCUUCAACUUCAUGCCUAUCCGCUUCCAGUGGUGGUUCGUCCCGAUGCCCUUCGGCCUCCUCAUCCUCAUCUACGACGAGAUCCGGAAGCUGGGAGUGCGCCGGCACCCGGGCAGCUGGUGGGACCGGGAACUCUACUAUUGA